UUAAAAGCCUACUAGGCAAGUCUUAAUUAGUAUUAGGCUUCUAAAUAAAUAAAUUUGGUUGGGCUUCUAAAAUAAGUUGGGCAGGAGACAGCUUAUUAUAGAAGCCAGCAAAAGAAUUGGCCCUAAAACAGAUGAGUAUGGCAGCACGCUAUGAUUUUCAAGCACACCCAACAAAAAUAAAACUACACAGCUAGUUAUGUCCAACAACUGAUGAACCCAGACAAAUCAAAUCAAGAUCACAUUGCACUCUUGCGGUUAGCAUUGCAUGUUCUAGAGCUCAUGGCCGUGUCCCUUGCCAACCUGUCAGGAUAAACUGCAUUGUCCUCUUUACUUUCUCCCUCGCCCCUAUAAAUCCAUCAGAUUAGCACCACCACCACCACAUCAGUUCAUUCAGAAACCAAAGCAGCAUUACUACACCUAGCCAAUAAAGAAAUACAAGGAGGAGCAAGACAAGCAUGGUUAGUGCCAAGAGACUUGCUCAGAUGGCCAAGAAGUGGCAGAGGAUGGCAGCCAUGGGGAGGAAGAGCCUCACCCUGACCACGACAGCGGCGAAAGGAGCAGCCAAUGAUGAGCGCUGUGCAACUUCGCCGUCGGUGGCAGUGAAGGGCCACUGUGUGGUGUACACCGCCGACAGUGUGCGGUUUGAGGUGCCGCUGGCAUUCCUCGGCACGGUGGUCUUCUGCGAGCUCCUGGCGAUGUCCCAGGAGGAGUUCGGCUUUGCAGGUGGCGAUGACGGGAGGAUCAUGCUGCCCUGUGAUGGCACGGUCAUGGAGUACGCCCUGUGCUUGCUCCGGAGAGAUGCCUCCACGGAAGUUGUGAUGGCAUUCAUGAGCUCAAUCGGGAGGCCGUGCAGGUUUGAAGGCAGUGUGGUGGGCGUAGGGCUUUUAACCAGCAAGUAGCAGUUUGUUAGCUUCUGAAGAAUGGCAUGCAACUGUAGAGGAUCUAGAUUUAGCCCUGCUCUGUUAAUUGCAUGAUAUGAAUAUAAUUAGCAAGUUGUAGAUUGGACAAGGAAAUUUAUGAAGAUUACCUUGCAUUUUUCAACAUGGUGAACUUUUGUAACUCCAAUAAAGAAAACGUUGGGUGUAUGUGUAUAUAUAUCAAAGUUUUAAAUAGCCGGCUAUAGCCCUGGUAUAGCACUUUGAGCAGGGCACUGCUAAACGAAAG
This is a messenger RNA of Aegilops tauschii subsp. strangulata, 1164 nucleotides long. RefSeq names its product auxin-responsive protein SAUR36-like. Gene Ontology annotation, biological process: response to auxin. Lineage: Eukaryota; Viridiplantae; Streptophyta; Magnoliopsida; Poales; Poaceae. The record is from RefSeq and is a predicted model, not a curated record.